UUCCCCUUCUUCUCCAGCGCUCAGUUUCUCCCCUCUGUUCUGUGCCCUAGCCUCCCCGACGUCCCCGUCUUCGACAUUUCUGCAGCAAUUUCGCCCGAUUUUCUUCUUUGUUCCGACGAGCUUGAAGCUACGUGACCGUGGGUCCGUGGUUCCGAGUCCGAAUUCCACUUCCACAGUGACCGAGCCUCCCCGUCUUCGACAUUUCUGCAGCAAUUUCGCCUGAUUUUCUUCUUUGUUCCGACGAGCUUGAAGCUCGGUGAUCGUGGGUCCGUGGUUCCGAGUCCGAAUUCCACUUCCACAGUGACCGAGCCUCCCCGUCUUCGACAUUUCUGCAGCAAUUUCGCCUGAUUUUCUUCUUUGUUCCGACGAGCUUGAAGCUCGGUGAUCGUGGGUCCGUGGUUCCGAGUCCGAAUUCCGCUUCCACAGUGACCGACUCUGCUCUGCCUCUGCCCAGUGACCAACUCUGCGUCGACGAGCUUCGACGGUUUGACCGCUGUCACCGACUCAUCGCCCAACGACAUCACCUUCGUCGACGUCUCGACCCCCUGACAGUCUACGGCCUCCUCACGCGGUGUGAGUCACAGCAACGAGAUUCUCCAGAAUCUCCAUGGUUAAUCAUACUAGAGAUCUUUUAGCGGCGUUUGCUUGAAGUUUUAUAGCGAAAACAAUAAGAAUGGAGGAUGGCGAGGAUGAAGUGAAGAAGGCACAGGUGAUCGAUGCUCGUGCGAGGAACAUCAGUCACAAUGUCCGCUGCACUGAGUGUGGAAGCCAGUCGAUUGAAGAUUCACAGGCUGAUAUUGCUAUUCUCCUCAGGAAGUUGAUCCGCGAUGAGAUUCGUGCUGGAAAAAGUGACAGAGACAUUUACAAGAAGCUUGAGGAUGAUUUUGGGGAGACCGUUCUUUAUACUCCUAAGUUCGAUUAUCAGACUGCAGCUUUGUGGCUAUCUCCGCUGCUGGUUGCUGGAGGUGCUAUGGGGGUAUGGGCUUUCCAAAGGCACAGGCAGAAGACGAAUGUCCACGUAAUGGCACUGAACCUUGUUAGAGGUGUUCCAUUGACAAGGAAUGAGAGAGCAACCAUGCUUGAUCUUCUCACUCCGCCUCCCUCGCAUCAAGGAACUCAAGGAAGUCCCUUCUCCUGGUGGAAGAAGUGGCGAGGCAAAUGAUCGUUUUAUGGAACAUUCCAGUGACAAUACCCUAAGGGCGGAGAAAAUUAUGGCUUUAUUCGUUCAUGAGAUCAAGUAGCUCGCGGAUAUGCCCAUGCUUUAGGUGCAGUAUAAAUCUAUUAUAUGUAUGUGACUUUGCCUCAGUUUUAGUCUAUAUAGUUAACAUAGGGGAGUCGUGUUAAUUUUGAGCACCGGGUAUGUUCUGAAUUUCUUUCUCCUCAGUCAUGAUGAUUGAGCAAUUAUCUCUUAUCAUUGGGCUGGAGAUAGUUGCCGUCUCUUCCCUCUAAAACAAGUUAUAGAAUGACAAUUUAGAGAAAAUGAGGUUACUUUCCAGUAUUAGUUUUUAGUGAUUUUCAAUGAUGAAAGCAACCAAUAAACAGAAGAGCGAGCUGUUGCCUUUGGAAAUGGGAAACGAUCCAAACAGAUGUGGACAAAGGAUCAUUUGCAGGAAAUUGUUGAAGCAUUGGAUUGUUAAGCUGUUAAGAACAUUAAGGGAAAAUAUUAUUUCUUCGA
This is a messenger RNA of Punica granatum (pomegranate), 1675 nucleotides long. The record is from RefSeq and is a predicted model, not a curated record. NCBI's taxonomy places the organism in Eukaryota, Viridiplantae, Streptophyta, Magnoliopsida, Myrtales, Lythraceae.